Molecule: messenger RNA, 2604 nt
Organism: Drosophila busckii
Lineage: Eukaryota; Metazoa; Arthropoda; Insecta; Diptera; Drosophilidae
Product: endoplasmic reticulum metallopeptidase 1
Exons: 6
Coding region: 1-2604 (867 amino acids)
Biological process (GO): proteolysis
Molecular function (GO): metalloexopeptidase activity
Source: RefSeq, a predicted model, not a curated record
AUGUCCUUCGCCUUGGACAAUGUAUCAGAAAAGGAUGCAAAAAAGCAAGGAUCUAACAACAAGUGGCCUUGGUAUGGCGCACCCAUAUUCUGUGUCAUUUGGUUCACACUCUUCUAUGUGACUGCUAUACCGAGCUUUUACUCCUAUCCCAAUCAGUUAUAUAUACGCGAUGAAGUGAAACAUCCCGAUGAAUUUAUUGGUGAACGUGCUCAAAUUCAACUGGCUGAGUUUGCAGCAAUUGGUAACAAAAUGUUGGGCUCUAUGGGUCAUGUGAAUACUCUGAACUUUAUAUUGCGAGAAAUAGAAAAAAUUAAUGCCCAAGCACGCAAAGAUAUAUAUGAACUGGAAUGGGAAGUACAACAUGGAAGGGGUACGUUUUAUCUCUGGAACGUAACCAGCACUUAUGAUAAUGUCACUAGUGUGGUGGCUAAGAUCAAAAGAAAAGACAGUCAGAAUAACAACUAUUUGCUGCUCAACUCUCAUUUUGAUUCGGAGGCCAAAACUCCCGGAGUGGGCGAUGCUGGCAUUAUGAUUGUCAUUAUGCUUGAGACUCUACGUGUUAUAUCGAGAUCAGAGCGCCCUCUGGUGCAUCCCUUGGUAUUUCUAUUCAAUGGCGCUGAAGAAACCGGCUUACGUGCAUCGCAUUCUUUCAUUACGAAUCAUCGCUGGGCACCUAACUGCAAAGCUCUUAUAAAUUUGGAUUCAUCGGGAUCUGGUGGAAGAGAGGUGCUCUUUCAAACAGGACCUAAUCAUCCCUGGCUGGCUAGAUACUACAAAAAACAUGCACCCCAUCCCUUCUCUAUUACGCUUGCCGAGGAGCUGUUUCAAAACAAUUUUAUACCAUCCGAUACAGACUUUCGCAUAUUUCGCGACUUUGGUAGUUUGCCUGGACUUGAUAUGGCGCAUGCUCUCAAUGGUUAUGUCUAUCACACUACGUAUGAUGACUUUAAGAAUCUUGAACGUGGUACCUAUCAAUCUACGGGAGAAAAUGUACUUGCGCUCACUUGGGCUUUAGCGAAUGCACCCGAGCUGGAUGACCCCGCAGCCCACGAGGAAGGACAUGCAAUAUUUUUCGACUUUCUAGGCUGGUUUAUGAUUGUCUACAAUGAAUCAGCGGGCAUUGCUAUCAACAUUGUAGUCUCAAUCUCAGCGCUAAUAUGCAUUUGUCUAUCCUUAUUUAUGAUGACCAAGGGAGAUGCUGCAGAUGCUCCAAAAACUGUUGCUAAGCGCUUUGGCAUUAUAUUUGGGGUGCAAGUGAUUUCGGUGGCUGUUGCUUGGUGUCUUACUAUACUCGUAGCUGUAUUCAUGCAUGGUGUUGGACUCGGACAAUCCUGGUAUUAUCACAUAUGGAUGACCUUUGGCUUGUACUUCUGUCCCAUGUUCUUGGGGCUGGGACUAGUCCCCGCUUUUUAUAUACAGUUUGCAAAGAAGAAAACCAACAUGAAACUGAAUCAGACUAUAGCCUGCUUUAUGCAUGCUCAUUGCAUUUUAAUUGUGCUAGUUUGCUUGAUCUUAACAGGGCUAGGUAUACGCUCUGCAUUCUUUCCAAUGAUUGGCUUGUUUUUCUACACGAUAUCACUAAUUCUACAGUUGGUCUCGAAGCUUACACUCAAGAAGAGCUGUUUCAUGACAACACAUUUGUUGUGUCAGCUGCUGCCAUUCUUCUAUUACACUUCUAUACUUUAUAUGCUUUUGCUUAUAUUUGUGCCCAUGCAGGGGCGCGAUGGGCCCGAGAGCAAACCUGAUAUGCUUGUAGCUCUAUUUAUUGCUGUAAUAUCAACGCAUUUUGCUGGAUUUUUAAUACCUAUACUAUUGAAAUUUCGUAAAACUAAAAUAUGUAUGUCCAUAUUUGGUGUACUCACGAUUAUUUUCAUCAUAUUGGCCGCUACACCGGUGGGUUUUCCAUAUAAACCAGAAGUUGCAGCACAGCGUUAUUUUGUUUUGCAUACGCAAAGGACUUUACAUGAUGAGAAAAAUAUUACAGCAGUGCAAGAAUCCGGUUUUUAUGUACAGCCUGUAGAUACACGUUACUCGGAGCUGUACGAUACAACGCUAAAGAAUGUCGAGCCGGCGAGUUGGUUAAAGGAUAAUUGUGCAGCUGAACCCUUUUGUGGUUUAGCCUUGUAUGGCGGACGUUGGCUGAAGUGGAAGAAUGAAGCACGUUGGAUUUAUACGGAUACAGCGCCAGCAUUUCCAGUAAAGAGCGAAUUUGCGCUAGUCUCCCAACAAUCCUUAAGCGCGAACAAGCAGCGUUAUGAGUUCCGUUUGAAGGGCGGCGAUCGUAUUAUAUUGUUUAUUGCUCCCAAGGCAAAUGUGAAGAUUACCAAUUGGUCCUUCGAUGAGACGAUUUUGACUGAUAAACAUAGUCCACCGUAUUUUGUUCAUCAUGUUAAUGCCAUGAUAAAAACUGCUUACAAUAUUUGGCUGGAAUUUGAACACGACGCGACACAUGUUGAGGCUCCUUAUAUGAAAAUAGCAAUGGUGCAACAUUUUCUAUAUCAUCCGGAAAGUUAUACGCCUGCGUUUAAAGAUUUCCUGAAGACUUUUCCGGACUGGACAUAUACCACCGAUUGGUUUUCAUCGUAUGAUAGUUGGCAUUUUUAA